This is a messenger RNA of Drosophila hydei, 1265 nucleotides long. RefSeq names its product 39S ribosomal protein L1, mitochondrial (gene mRpL1). Gene Ontology annotation, molecular function: RNA binding; structural constituent of ribosome. The transcript is spliced from 3 exons. Bases 114 to 1184 code for a protein of 356 amino acids. Lineage: Eukaryota; Metazoa; Arthropoda; Insecta; Diptera; Drosophilidae. Gene Ontology annotation, cellular component: large ribosomal subunit; mitochondrion. The record is from RefSeq and is a predicted model, not a curated record. Gene Ontology annotation, biological process: translation.
GGUCACUCUGUAUUUCUGUUAUGAUUUUGUUCGGAACAGCCGGGAAUAGUUAGAAUUAUAUAAUUAUAACUUCAUAAAUAGCUUCAAGAAUUAAAAUAACAUUCAUAACUGAAAUGUUAACACUUUUGGGAAGAAUGCGUGCUCUUGCCGUACGGCAACAAACUGGAGAAGCAUUCCGCUGCCUCCACCUGACCGCGGUCACGGAAGCAGCUCGCAAAGGCACUCGUGAGAAGGCACGUAAAAAAAAGGUUAAAGUGGAGGUAAAGAAAGUUGGAUUCAUUCCCCACAAUCAGCGUGACAAGAAAAUUAACGUUAAACGCGCUGACAAACACGUGGAUGACUCCUGGAAGCAGGUGCCCAAAGAUGAUGUCUACGUGGGACGCUAUUAUCGCUGGCCUGUUUAUACAGUAGCUGAGGCCAUACAAUGCCAUAGAGAGACGCAUCACCCAAGCAUGUACAAUGUGCCAAAUGCUUCGCUGAACGUGGAAAUUGAGCUGAAUAUGCAAGGUGAAAAGGCAACACGAUUUGUGGAUAACUUCCAGCGCAUGGCUAUGAUACCGCAUAAGUUUAAUCACGGCGAAGAACGUAAGAUCAUAGUAUUCACAAAAGGAAAUGAUGAAAUUGUUGAAGCGCGCGAAGCAGGCGCCACACUCGUGGGCGGCGUGGAGCUAAUUAAGGACAUAACGGGCGGAGAACUACUGCUGUCUGAUUAUCAAUUCAUUAUUGCACAUCCCAACAUACUUCCAGAGCUCGUUGCACUCCGUGGUUUGAUGAAGCGCAAGUUUCCCAAUCCAAAGAGCGAGACACUUGGCGUAAAUCUUGCUGAAAUGAUUAUUAAAUUCUCGAAUGGCAUCAGCUACAGCGCAACUAAAGACGAAUAUCAGCAGAACUUCGGCUUAAUUAAAGCCAGCGUGGGCACGCUGGAUAUGGAUGUACAGCAUCUAGAGGAGAAUAUACGUUUUCUGUUGCAGGAUGUAAACACAAUGAGACCCAAGCGUGAUGGACGCUUUAUAACUCGUGUACUACUCAAGAGCCCGCCAAGCAGUGAACAACUAAAAAUUGAUCCAUUUGUAUAUAUACCUGAAUUAUACGACAAGACUGCUGCCAAAAUAAGCAGGGAAGCAAAGAACGAAGCAGAACCAGCACCGCAACAAGCACUGGAAGCGGCAACUGCAUCAAAUUAGUUCAUAAUUUAUUAUUGUGUACUCACAUAAUCGGUUGCUUUAUUGCUAAAUAAUCCAGUUGCGCAUUGAUAGUCGGAAUAC